CCCAUUCUCUCUUUUGGGGACACAAGGAGUGUGAACUUGGGUCUGAGCACUAUUUUGACAUCUUUGGACUCCUCUUGGAUUGCAUUGCUCAUCUCUUGAGGGUAAGUUGACUUUCUGCACCACAGGCUUCACAAGUGUCUCACGUGGACUCGAGUGAGAUAGAGAUUGGGUCAUCGGAGGAAGUUUGCAGAUGUUUAGCUGUAUCUCCACUGUUAAAUUUCUGUUCGUUUUUUUACAUGCAAUGCAUCACAUGUGGGGUAAAAUAAAGUGCAGUCCUCAUUCGUUCUCCACAGCACCUAGUCGACAUGUUGCGCAACCUGCCUCUGCCCUAACACACCUGUGCCUCCUCUAUUUCCAGGUGCUUUGAUUUUUUUGCAGCCAGAAAUAAUAAGGACGUUGCCAUGGUGCUAAUGAUACUGCCGUGGGUGGGGGCCGUGUCCGUGUCGGAGAGCCUGGUGGCUUUGACCACGCUGUGUCUGGUCUACCUGUUGCUGAAGUACCUCCGCAGCGACGUUCCGCAAGGGCUGCGGCGGCUCCCGGGGCCCCGACCCCUGCCGAUCAUCGGCAACGUGCUCCAAGUGGGCAAAAGGCCUUACCUGAGCCUGACUGCCAUGAGCAAGCGCUACGGCCCCGUGUUUAAGAUCCAGAUUGGCAUGCGUCCCGUGGUGGUGCUGAGCGGCAGCGAAACGGUGCGACAGGCGCUCAUCAAACAAGGAGAGGACUUCUCGGGCAGGCCCGACCUGUACACGUUCCGCUUCAUCAACGACGGCGAGAGUCUGGCCUUCAGCACGGACCAGGCAGGUGUGUGGCGGGUCCGUCGGAAGCUGGCCUACAGCGCCUUGCGCUCCUUUGCCACCCUGAAUGGCACCACGCCGCAGUACUCCUGCAUGCUGGAGGAACACAUCUGCAAGGAGGGCGAGUAUCUGGUCGAGCAGCUCAACAAAGUCAUGAAGGCCGACGGCAGCUUUGACCCCUUUCGCCACAUCGUCGUCUCUGUGGCCAACGUCAUAUGCGGAAUGUGCUUCGGCCGCCGCUACGACCACGACGACCAAGAGCUUCUGGGCCUGGUCAAUCUCAGUGACGAGUUCAGUCAAGUGGUGGGCAGCGGCAACCCAGCCGAUUUCAUCCCGGCUCUCCAGUACCUGCCGAGUGCCACCAUGAGGGCAUUUGUAAGCCUCAACGCCCGCUUCACCGACUUUGUAAGGAAGAUUGUGGUUGACCACUACACCACCUUCAACAAGGACAACAUUCGCGACAUCACCGACUCUCUCAUCGACCACUGCGAGGACAGGAAGCUUGACGAGAACUCCAAUGUCCAGGUGUCGGAUGGCAAGGUCGUCGGGAUCGUCAAUGACCUCUUUGGAGCCGGUUUCGACACCGUCUCGACCGCCCUGUCAUGGUCAGUCAUGUACUUGGUGGCUUAUCCGGAGAUGCAGGAAAGACUUUAUCAGGAGCUGAAGAACAAAGUGGGACUUCACCGCUCUCCUCUUUUGUCCGACAAAGUCAACCUGCCCCUCCUGGAGGCCUUCAUCCUGGAAAUCUUUCGUCACUCAUCAUUCCUGCCCUUCACUAUCCCCCAUUGCACCACAAAGGACACAUCUCUGAACGGCUUUUUUAUUCCCAAAGACACCUGCAUCUUUAUCAAUCAAUGGCAAAUCAAUCAAGACCCUGAGACCUGGAAGGAUCCAUCCACCUUCAACCCGGAGCGCUUCCUGAGUGAUGAUGGCACCGAGCUCAAUAAGCAGGAGGGCGAGAAGGUGAUGCUCUUUGGCAUGGGCAAGCGCCGGUGCAUCGGCGAGGUCAUCGCGCGGCACGAGGUCUUCCUCUUCCUGGCCAUCAUUGUGCAGAGGCUGCAUUUCCACACCAUGCCCGGCGAUCCUGUCGACAUGACGCCCGAGUAUGGCCUCACCAUGAAGCACAAACGCUGCCACCUGAGAGCUACCAUGCGACCGUUUAACGUGCAGUGAAGACAGAGCGGAGAAACGUCUGUAUGAACGAUGUGCGGAGCUGGGAAAAUAAGCAACCGCAAUGGCUAUCCCAGUGAUGUACAAUGCGUGUUAUACUGCAUUUGAGUUCAUAUUACCCGACGGCUUCACCUUAAAUAAUCAUUCAAAUCUGAUCUGAGCAAAAACAUAGUGAAUAGGUGAGUUUUUCGGAGGCUACAUUUCACCCCUAAAAAAAUAAGUGACCCUGGAGUAUCGGAUUGCAAAUAAGCAGGGGAAUACUCUUCUUCCUCUGGACCAAUUUACUGCACUACUUAAGCAGCCUAUUGAAGCAGGAGUUUGGCAGCAAUCUUCUGGCGUUUCAGGAAAAGCGAAACAAAAAAAUGCGAAUAGGUGUUAAGUUCUGAAUUGCCAACCACAAAUGUGCAGGGUUUUACUGUACUCCUCUGUGUGUGAUAUGCAUUUUUAUUUAGAUCCCGCCUCCCCACCCAGUCUAGCAGUUCAGUCACUUUUAGUGACUUUUGGACCAAAUGCUAUUGUAAUAGCAGCAACACGGAUUGGUCAUGAUGCCACUUUACAAUUCAGCAACAGUCAUACUGUAAUAUAACAAAUGACUUUUAACAUAUAUAUAUGGCUCACACAAACAGGGUCAUAUUUUCAGAAUGUAAUGUACAGGCGACAUUGAAGCUAUAUUUUUUACCGGUGUCCUUGGUAUGGUUUUGAGUCCCGCUGCUAUUCUAUGACUCUGAACAAAAUACAAAUGAGCUUAGACCGUUUGUAAUUUAUAACCCAAUAUAAUGUGGACGUGAGGACACUGAAGCUAUAUUUGUAUCCGAAAAUGUGACAUUUGUGUUUUUAUUAAGUAUUUUGUAAAGCAAUUUUAUGGGGCUAAUAUUUGUAUAUAUUUGAGGGGAAUUUAUUCUGCUGUGUGUGUGUGUGUGUGUGUGUACGUACAUGCGUGCAUCCAGAUGUGUGUGUGUGUGCACACGUGUUGAUUUGAAUUUGCAAGAAUGCCAAAAAGUGAUUUUUUUUUCUGUAAUGCAAGAGUAAGCUAGUAGAUUUUGCAUUUCUAUUGUUUUAUGAUUACACGUGUAAGUGAACAUGUGAUGGUUGACACAAUAAAAAUAUGUUUUAUGAAAA
This is a messenger RNA of Hippocampus zosterae (dwarf seahorse), 3083 nucleotides long. It is a transcript of the gene cyp1a, whose product is annotated as cytochrome P450 1A1. Gene Ontology annotation, biological process: progesterone metabolic process; hormone biosynthetic process. NCBI's taxonomy places the organism in Eukaryota, Metazoa, Chordata, Actinopteri, Syngnathiformes, Syngnathidae. The transcript has 6 exons. The record is from RefSeq and is a predicted model, not a curated record. Gene Ontology annotation, molecular function: oxidoreductase activity, acting on paired donors, with incorporation or reduction of molecular oxygen, reduced flavin or flavoprotein as one donor, and incorporation of one atom of oxygen; iron ion binding; heme binding. Bases 402 to 1967 code for a protein of 521 amino acids.